AUGAACAUAGAAAUUCAAGGCAAGUCCUCGUUAUUUGCUGCAAUUCUAGGCCGCCAGAAAAAAGAAGUCCUAAAGAUAAUAUCCAAUAUGGAAGCAAAUAUUUUGAAUUCAAAAGAUGAGAAAGGGAGGACUCCACUACAUUGUGCAGCAUCAAUUGGUUAUCUAGAAGGAGUUCGCUUCUUAGGCAGACGUCUAGUGGAUUCUCAUCGAGAGGAUCAUUGUGGCAACUUUCCGAUACAUUUUGCAUCAAGCAAAGGUCACGUCCACAUUGUUAAGGAGUUGCUUCGAUAUUGUCCCGAUUCAAUGGAAUUGAGGAACUCAAGUGACCAAAAUAUACCCCAUGUUGCAGCAAGAAGUGGCGAGGACAAUCUUGUCAAAUAUUUUCUCAAGAAGGUCGAGUUUCAAAUGUUGAUAAACCAAAAAGACAACAGAGGAAAUACUCCUUUGCUGGCAAAGACGUACGAUCAUCCCAAGGUUGUGCACCUUUUCAUUUUGGAUACGAGGAUCAACUUAAAGGUCUUGAAUGAUAGGGGCAUGACAGCUCUUGGCAUUUCAGAAAGCACUUUGGAAACUAGUGCAUCAUAUCAUGGGGUGAUACCUGCUGUGAAAGAAGAACCAAAUGGCGUGAUCCAGUUAUAUUCCUCAGAGAAAAAUGCAAGAGACUUGAGCAGCCUACCUGAACUUGAUCAAAUUUUGGUUGAGCCAGGUAUGGAAACAAAAAGAACUACUGCCGCUGCUGUUCAAUUCAGCAGCACACAGCAAUAG
Molecule: messenger RNA, 765 nt
Organism: Prunus dulcis (almond)
Lineage: Eukaryota; Viridiplantae; Streptophyta; Magnoliopsida; Rosales; Rosaceae
Product: protein ACCELERATED CELL DEATH 6-like
Exons: 3
Coding region: 1-765 (254 amino acids)
Cellular component (GO): plasma membrane
Molecular function (GO): protein phosphatase 1 binding; protein phosphatase regulator activity
Source: RefSeq, a predicted model, not a curated record